CAGUACAUUCAGUACUUGAGCAUUCAGAGAAGGCAGGGUGGAUAGGGCUGCUGUCACCUGUCUCCCAAGUUUAUAUUCUGUUUUGCCUUCAUUUGGAAUAAGACAGAGGCGCAGCAGACAUGGUGUAAGAGCUAUUGGUCGGCAGUACUGGAGAUAAGCAGCAACAAAGCCAGAACACGUACUGUAGCUAACGAUUUAUCGAAGGAAAAUUUUCACAAAAUGUAUUUCUAAAAAAAGCUCAUUAAAACAAAAUCAUUCUAGCUGUAAGACUACGGUUCGGAAGAGUUGGCAAGAAGAUACAACUUGGGGCUAGCUCUAAGCUGACUAGCUCUAAACAGGUAAAAAUAGAAGAUAGGUGUUAUUUUUGUAACUUAAAGACUAUCGAUAUUUCUAAUUAACAAACGGCUGCCGGUGCAAGCGACUUCACGUUUGGUCAACUUGGAUCCUUCUUCAGCUGGGGAGGCUCUUUAAAGUCGGAAGACAUGGAAUCAACAAAAGCUGGAGGUGUGAUAGCGUACAUCAGCUCCUCCAGCUCGGCCUCCAGCCCGGAGUCCUGCCACAGCGACAGCUCCAACGGCAGCUACCAGUCCUCCUCCCCCCCUCUCCCAGCGUCCCCGGGCCAGAGGGGUGACCUGUUGGCUGACAGCUGUGUGAGCAGCGGAGUCCAGGGCCACAGCCGUCACCACUCCGCCACCAAGCCGGGCCGUUCGUCCUCCGCUGCCAAGUGUGGAAUUACAAAGAUAAAUGGCAUGGUUCUUCUCUGUAAGGUGUGUGGAGAUGUUGCAUCGGGGUUCCACUACGGUGUUCAUGCCUGUGAGGGAUGUAAGGGUUUUUUCAGACGGAGCAUCCAACAAAAUAUCCAGUAUAAGAAGUGCCUUAAGAAUGAAAACUGUCCAAUAAUGCGAAUAAACAGGAACCGAUGCCAGCAAUGCCGAUUUAAAAAGUGUUUAUUAGUUGGAAUGUCCAGAGAUGCUGUUCGAUUUGGCCGCAUCCCAAAGAGGGAAAAGCAGCGCAUGCUGCUGGAGAUGCAGAGCGCCAUGAACAGCAUUAUGAACAGCAGUCAGCUCCAUGGACAGGCGCUGGCCAAUGAGGCUGUUCCCGAACAUGCACGGGAUUCUCUCUCCUCGUUGCCCCCCUCAUCCGCCCCCUCUGUCCUCGAGGAGCCCCAACCAGACCCGGAACCCGUCCAGCCCAGCCUGGAUGAGAUGGAGACGGCUCCGACGCCCUCGUCCUCUAGUUCUGACAGUGGCGAGGAAGAGGUCAUCGGGAGUGUCACCAGGGCCCACAAGGAGACCUUCAUGUAUAACCAGGAGCAGCCGAGUCCAUGUGGUGAAGAUCUGACUUCUCUGAAUGGGGGAGAGAGGGUAAGUGAUAGCACAGAGGAGAAGCAAGGAAGCUGGUACAACAGGAACGCCCACAGCAGCUUUGGUGGCUACCACCAUUUGGCCAGCAGGAACCCACAUAUAAACAACGGACUUCCUAGAAAGGAUUCAUUGGCUUACUGUCCCGUCAGGCAAGUUAAUGGACUCGCCAGUGGCUGCUGCCCAGGCUAUACAAACAGUUUUUCCCUUAAAAGCCAGGAAGACCAUGAUCAAACAGCCAGCAGGAGUUUCAGUGGACCUGUGUGGAGUGGGGGAAACAGGAUGUACUUGGUCUGUCCAAUGAGUAUGUCUCCCUAUGUUGACCCACGCAAGUCAGGCCACGAUAUUUGGGAGGAAUUUUCCAUGAGCUUCACCCCAGCUGUGCGAGAGGUGGUGGAGUUCGCCAAACGCAUCCCCGGAUUCCGAGAUCUCUGUCAGCAUGACCAAGUCAGCCUGCUGAAGGCUGGCACUUUUGAGGUUUUAAUGGUACGUUUUGCAUCCUUGUUCGAUGCUAAAGACCGUACAGUCACUUUCCUAAGUGGGAAAAAGUACAGCGUGGAUGCACUGCGUUCCAUGGGGGCAGGAGACUUGCUGAACUCAAUGUUUGAGUUCAGUGAGAAACUGCUUGCUCUGCAGCUCAGUGAGGAGGAAAUGAGCCUGUUCACUGCAGUCGUUCUGGUUUCUGCUGAUCGUUCAGGGAUCGAGAAUGUGAACUCGGUGGAAGCACUGCAGGAAACUCUUAUCAGGGCACUCAGAACCUUAAUCAUGAAAAACCACCCGAACGAGGCCUCUAUCUUUACCAAACUUCUUUUGAAGCUACCUGAUUUGCGCUCCUUGAACAACAUGCACUCAGAGGAACUGCUAGCCUUCAAAGUUCAUCCAUAGACCAUACAGUUCUGUCUCUGGACCCUUCUACUACAUUCAAAUUCAAUUAUUUUGUUGUAUAUUUUAUUAUGUAGAAUGUUACUAUUUAUGUGCAUACUUAACAUUUUCCUUCACAAUUUCUUUGUGGAAAAAGUGUGUUAAGAGGCAAGACUGAAUAUCUCUGUACUGUAUGGCUUAUCUGCCUAUUGCAGAAACUCAGAAACACGCACAAAAGUCUAUGCGUGUGUGCUGUUUGCAAGGACAAAACUCUUAAGAAGCACCUUUUUUGUUGAAAGAAAAGCUGUAUACAAUAUGAGUGCAAUAUGUGACCAUUUUUGUCUUUUUUUUGUUGUCUUUGUUUAGUUACAGAGAGAGGUAUAUUAUUAUCGAAUUGUGUUGCACACCACCAUAGUUAAUGUUUCCAGGCAUGAUGAGGUUGAUAUACAGUAGAUGUUCAAAAGACAGAUUGUGCCUAAUGAAACCUCGCAUAAUGCCUGGCCAGUAAUGGCGCUUAGUAAUGUUUUACCCCUCAAAAAAUUAAAUAAUAGAAUGUGGUAUUUGCUGCUAAUGCAUGGCUAUCCUGUUUGAUCAGAUCUUGUGAAUGUUUUCUGCCUGUUCUCCAUAGAAAGCUGAUCUGCCAGCAAUUUAAAGUAGUUGGAUUUUAUCCCACAACGGGAAGAUACAUGACAUUUCUCUUUUAUUUCAGUUGGUAGUAAUGGUGCAAUUGUGUAUUGUAUUGUUAUUAUUGAUAGUGUUUUUGGGAAGCUACGACGUUCUUUAAAUAGGAAAGAGAUCUCACAAUCCUAAAACCUUGAUCAGCAGUAUUGAAUUCUACCACAUGCAUAGAGCAA
Messenger RNA from Lepisosteus oculatus (spotted gar), 3076 nucleotides. It is a transcript of the gene nr1d2b, whose product is annotated as nuclear receptor subfamily 1, group D, member 2b. The record is from RefSeq and is a predicted model, not a curated record. Gene Ontology annotation, molecular function: nuclear receptor activity; RNA polymerase II cis-regulatory region sequence-specific DNA binding; zinc ion binding. Gene Ontology annotation, biological process: positive regulation of transcription by RNA polymerase II; hormone-mediated signaling pathway; negative regulation of transcription by RNA polymerase II. Lineage: Eukaryota; Metazoa; Chordata; Actinopteri; Semionotiformes; Lepisosteidae.